This is a messenger RNA of Lotus japonicus, 624 nucleotides long. Its product is annotated as transcription repressor OFP14-like. Gene Ontology annotation, biological process: negative regulation of DNA-templated transcription. Bases 1 to 624 code for a protein of 207 amino acids. The transcript has a single exon. The record is from RefSeq and is a predicted model, not a curated record. Lineage: Eukaryota; Viridiplantae; Streptophyta; Magnoliopsida; Fabales; Fabaceae.
AUGGAUGAUAAGAGAAACAAAAAGAAGAAUGAAAAUGAAGCCACUCUAGAUGACAUUGACCAUUUUCUCUUUGAGAAUUUCAGGACUCUGUUCCUCAGAUACGACAAAGAAAUCAACAACAACAAUGCCCUCCAGGUCCAUAACAACACCCAUGGAAAAUAUCCAAUGCCAAGUCCGACAUCCUCAAUUUCAUUCGAGGAGCCAUCACCAGAUCUCGGAGGCUCUAGAAGGUUCUUCGUGACCCGUGGAUUCUCGGGGUCGAGCAGCUCAACCACGACACCCACAAAGAAUUGCGAUGGUUCAUGUUCAAAGGAGACAAUCACAUUGUCCAAUAACUAUGUCGCGGUGUUGGUGUCGUGCACAAAGAGCCCCUACGAGAAAUUCAAGAAAUCGAUGGAAGGCGUAGUGAGAGCGAGGCUGAGGAACGAUGAGAAUGUGGACUGGGAUUUCAUGGAAGAACUUUUGUUCUCUUACAUGAACAUGAAUGAGAAGCAGGUACACAAGUUUAUUCUUGCUACUUAUGUGGACAUGAUUAGCCUCAUGCGCAAUCCUCCGGAACCUGCAAAGAGUGUGAGGAUCAGCAAGGAGAUAAGGAAGAAGGCUGAAGGAGUGAAAUUGGGUUGA